Molecule: messenger RNA, 1261 nt
Organism: Marmota flaviventris (yellow-bellied marmot)
Lineage: Eukaryota; Metazoa; Chordata; Mammalia; Rodentia; Sciuridae
Source: RefSeq, a predicted model, not a curated record
GCUAAUCCACACCUACGUCAAGAAGCUUGGCCUGAAGCUGAACAAGUUCAUCCAAUAUGAUGGCAAUACCUGGUACCUCAUCAAUGGACAACGACAUCGCAGUUGGGAGGUCAAGGCCAACCCAGAGAUCCUGGGCUAUUCCAUGAACCCCACAGAGAAGGGCAAGAGUGCCAUGAAUCUCUUCCACCAGUCCAUUAUCAAGCUCAAACAAAGUCUGAAAAUGUUCAACUGCAGCCACCUGAUGUCCUUCUAUGAUUCUUACUCCACCAAGGCUUACCUGGUGAAGAAAGGGAUGCUGAGUGGAGGCGCAGUGCAGAUGAUUGGAGAUGUGAUGAAUGAGAACGCUGGGUACUAUAAAUCCCUCCUGGAGUCCCUGAGGAAUGCUAACAUCUUCUCCAAAAGUGAUGACUUUUAUGAGAUCACCGGGGGAUUUGACCAGCUUCCCAGAGCCCUCAGCACCAACCUAAAACCUGGCACCAUCCAUUUGGGAUCCAAGGUGGAGAUGGUAGUGAGGGAUGGGCCUGAAGUUCGGGUUUUGUAUCGCAAAGGUGGGCCCAUCUCGGAGCUGCACAACCUCACUGCUGACUACGUCAUCAUCUCAGCCUCUGCCAAGGCCACGCGCCUCAUCGCCUUCCAGCCACCUCUGUCCCCAGACAAGACAAACGCUCUGCGCUCGGUGCAUUACACCAGUGCUACCAAGGUGGUUUUGGCCUGUGAUGAGCGCUUCUGGGAACGGGAUGGCAUCCGAGGCGGGGUCUCCAUCACUGACGGGCCAUCGCGCUACAUCCACUACCCCAGCCACAGCUUCCCCAGCGGCAAAGGUGUCCUGCUCGCCUCCUACACUGUGGAUGACGAUUCCCUCUUCUUCACUGCCAUGAAGCAUGACCAGGUGGUGGAUAUCGUCCUGGAUGACCUGGCGGCAGUGCACCAGAUACCCAAAGAAGAGCUGCGGCAUCUGUGCCCAUCUUCCGUGGUCAAGCACUGGUCUCUGGAUCCCCUCACUAUCGGCGCCUUUGCUGAGUUCACACCCUACCAAUUUAUAGACUACUCACAAAAGCUCUUCCAGCCAGAAGGCCGUGUCCAUUUUGCAGGGGAACAUACCUCCCUGCCCCAUGGCUGGAUGGACACUGCCGUCAAGUCAGGCCUCCGGGCUGCCAGGAACAUCCAGGCUGCUGUGGACAAGGAGGCCACUCAGGGAAAGGCGCCUCUGCACCAACCCUUUGCCAACGUCCAGGAUAGUUCCUUCAAGAGCAAUCCCUAA